Messenger RNA from Plodia interpunctella (Indianmeal moth), 3401 nucleotides. RefSeq names its product LIM homeobox 1 (gene Lim1). Gene Ontology annotation, cellular component: nucleus. The record is from RefSeq and is a predicted model, not a curated record. Gene Ontology annotation, biological process: regulation of transcription by RNA polymerase II; neuron differentiation. Lineage: Eukaryota; Metazoa; Arthropoda; Insecta; Lepidoptera; Pyralidae. The transcript has 7 exons. Bases 236 to 1477 code for a protein of 413 amino acids. Gene Ontology annotation, molecular function: DNA-binding transcription factor activity, RNA polymerase II-specific; RNA polymerase II transcription regulatory region sequence-specific DNA binding; zinc ion binding.
UUAUGCCAGUACGCGUUUAGAAGUCGCGCGUGUAAGAGCGUUGUCGGUGACGCCGCGCGAAAUCGUCGUGGUGUGUCAAGUGCAGUGCCGUGUAGAGGUGCCGAAGUGGCGGGUUUCCUUGCCUCAGGACGGGGGGCCCAUGCCCCCUUCCAUCAGCACCACAUUGGUAAAAGUUAGUGUCCUGUGGUAUAAAAUAAAACACUUUGAGUCGGUCUAUGAUUGGGUGGAACUGUGAAUGUGCUUGACGAUGCCGACGUAUGGAGGACGAGGGGAGGCAGGCGGCGCGAUGGCGUGCGCCGGCUGCGAGAAGCCGAUCCUGGACAAGUUCCUCCUCCAUGUCCUGGAGCGGGCGUGGCACGCGGCGUGCGUCCGCUGUGCCGACUGCAGGGCGCCGCUCGCGGACAAAUGCUACUCCAGGGACAACAAGCUAUUCUGUAGAAACGACUUCUUUAGGCGAUAUGGCACCAAAUGCAGUGGUUGUGGACAUGGCAUAUCACCAUCGGACCUGGUCAGAAAGGCCAGAGAAAAGGUCUUUCACCUCAACUGCUUCACGUGUCUCGUCUGCAGAAAGCAGUUGUCCACCGGCGAAGAAUUGUAUGUUUUGGAUGACAACAAGUUCAUAUGUAAAGAAGACUACUUGGCGGGAAAGGCGCCAACGACGCAGCAUUCAGACUCCCUGCUAGGCUCCGGUUCCGAUGAAGAAGAAGAAGAUGAAUCCAGGACCACAAACAACUCAAGCAGUCCUGCGCACGCGCCGCACCCCGCGCUACACUCGGAGCUGUCCCAUAACGGGGACACGAAGCCUCAUGAGGACUCGGAGGAUCAGUUGUUCUUCUUCUCCCAGGGCUCCCUGGACGGAGAUCCGGAGACUCGAGACUCGCAGGCCGAGAACAAAUCUCCAGACGAUGGCAACGGGGGCUCCAAGAGGAGAGGGCCCAGGACUACCAUAAAAGCGAAGCAGUUGGAAAUACUGAAGUCUGCGUUCUCGCAGACCCCGAAGCCAACGAGGCACAUACGGGAGCAGCUGGCUAAAGAAACCGGAUUGCCAAUGAGGGUUAUACAGGUCUGGUUCCAAAACAAGCGGUCGAAGGAGCGUCGUCUGAAGCAACUCACGUCGAUGGGCAGGGGGCCUUUCUUCGGGUCCUCGCGCAAGAUGAGGGGGUUCCCCAUGAACCUGUCACCAGGGGGCCUCGAGGAGGGGCCGCCGGGGUUUCCGUACUUCGCGACUGCCGAUGGCAAGUUCGAGUUUGGCUAUGGCCCGCCGUUCCACCAUGACGCGCCUUUCUUCCACCCUCCUCCGACGAUGCCGUUUAACCAGCCAGGUCGUUUCGCAGGCGGUAUGGAGUCGCUGCCGGGCGGCGAGUUCCCCGAGCAGUUCCCGCCUCCUGACCACCUGGUACUGCCGCGGCCUUCGUCCCCCGAGUUCACCUUCGGCGACGCCCCACCUCCUCUGCAUCCCGAGGGUCUGGUGUGGUAGCUGAAGCCAGAGCCGCGGGACUUCCACGACUGAUGCGGCUCGAUGGGCUACCAAGUGGACUGUAACAGUGUUUUUUAAUGUGACUCAGCAGUGUAUAUGUGAUUUUUUUCGUCGGUCGAAAUCUGUGCAUAUAGUAUUAAGUUUUUUGUUCAGAAUCCCCCUGUCCUGUUUGUAUCAACAUGUCCAAAUCUUUGUUACAGUUUAGAGGCUCUAUUUAUUGUUUAAAUGGUGUUAUUUUUCGGAACCAAUCUGUUAAAUAAAUUCACUCAUCGUACAUAUUUAAGUUGACCAUCGUUUUUAUCGUAAUUAUCUACUCUCACUAUUUUAAAUUUCUAUAUCUUUAAAUAACUUUCAUCCAAUCCAAGAAUAUAGCAUAACAUUAACUUAUUUUUCUUACUUCGUCUGCAAAAUAAUUGUCCUUAAUCACUUAGUAGAGUUGGUGCUGGAAAAAGAAGAGUUAAUUGUCAUGUGACAUAAUAAUUAGCCCUUGAAGAAACACCUACGAAGCAUUUAAUCAUUUUUUGCCCUACUAUUUCUUUAUCACUCGUAGUUAAUUAUAAUUUUGCUUUUAAAUCAGUGCAAAUUUCGGCGACAGUUAGGGUACUACGAUACAUAUUGUGAAUACUAAUUAAUUGUACAGAGAUUUAUUAAAAUAUACAACUAUUACCUAUUUAUUAAGUUAAUUAUAGAUAUUUAUUUAAUUUCUUCAAGAAUCGCGUAAGUAUAUUUUGGUUCCUAUUUUAUAAGAUGCAGCCGGCAAUCACGAAGCAUUUUAUUUUGUAUAUUUUUUAGUUAUUGUCGGAUUAAUAUAAAUUAACGUUAAGUAUAACUGAGUACAUAGACAGACAUUGUUGUAAAUAUAUGUUAUGUGUAAAUACAAAGUAAAAUGAUAUUUAUGUACUAUAUAAUAAUGAAUUGAUUCCUUUAAAUUUAAUCGAUCCAUUUUGAAUAUGCAUGGAUAAAGGGUACUUAAAUAUUUUUCUUCUUUCAUAUGUUUUCUGAAAUAACUUCACUUCUUUUGAGUUUAUUUGAUUUUUAGCUGUGUAUACUAAUUAAUAUUUGCAACGAUAUUAUUUUUGUUAAUUACCUUUAUACCUCAGAUCCAUUUGAAAUCACUUUGUAUAUAAGUAUACAUAAUAACAGCGUAUAUUACAUAGGGAUCAUUGUGUUUGACAUAAUAUUCCGACGUCGCCUUAUGUACAGUCACAAACCAUUUAAAAAUGAUGUAAAUAAUGUGGGUUAUGACGUACAUAGACCUGUGUUAUUUCGUAUAACAGUUGAAGUAAUUAAAAUAUACAAAGUAACUAAAAAUGUUGUGUUGUGUUAUGGAAAAAUAGAAAUACAUGUUUUUAAAUGCGUCACUAUUUCUGCAGCAGCUGAUAAACCUAUUGUUAAAUUCAUAACUAAUAUAUCUCAUAUUACCUAUGACUAGUAUUGUAUAUAGGAUCAUACAGCCAUACUAUCUUUUCUAUAUGCAAUUUAGGAUAUUUUCACCCCCUGUUCACCCCCUGUCGAUGUGGAUAAAUUUAGAACAUUUUUGAGGGACUAUUUUAAGGUAUAUUAUAAUUUCAAGUAAUCUUGUUAAUAUAUGGAAACUUGCAUUAGAAUAACAAACCUCCGUGGUUUCAUCAUAAUGCAUUUUCUGUAAAUCCUUUUUUUUAAAUUGGGUUUUCAAUGAAAAUUAAAAAAAAAUCAUUUUUAAUUCAUUUGCAUUUUUUGAAACAAAAUCUAUCAAAUACUUUAUCUGUUAGCUAACAAUCAGACAGUUAAUGUACGAUACAUAACGUGACUGUAUGUAGUGGCCGCGACUGGAUUUAGUAUGUACUCUAGUAUAAGUGUUAAUAUUCGGUACAUACUGUCUGUAUUUAGUAUUUAAUUAAAAAUAUAAUGGAAUUGUCUGUAAGAAUAAAAUCUAUUCGGAAAA